This is a messenger RNA of Acaromyces ingoldii, 3006 nucleotides long. RefSeq lists its product as hypothetical. The coding region runs from base 267 to 2543 and encodes 758 amino acids. The transcript has 3 exons. NCBI's taxonomy places the organism in Eukaryota, Fungi, Basidiomycota, Exobasidiomycetes, Exobasidiales, Cryptobasidiaceae. The record is from RefSeq and is a predicted model, not a curated record.
CGUUUUUUUCGAUUCGGUACGCGCGUGGUGCGUGCGCUGCAUCUGGUUCUUUCUGUCCGCUAGGGCGCUCGUCAGCCCAAAAAAGGCUUGGAAGAGCGAUCGCUGCUGCCAUCACACUGCGUGGCUAGAAGGAGGAGGUCGUCGUCGUCUCGUCUCUCCUCCUCUCUGAUCAUUCUCCAGCGCACGUUCACUAGGGCUUCCUGGGGGCGACGGUGGCUUCAUCCCGACCGCCAUCGCGCGCUGCAACCGAAGCCCUCCAAGGGAAGAUGGCCGACGUCGGGCUCAUUCUCUCUUCGCUGUCGACGGGCGCCCUUGGCUGGGAUGUAAUCUCGACGCUGCACCAUGACCUCGAUGCCGUCAUCACCGUCAUGACCUGCAACAGAACCAGCAUCAGGACCAAAAUCGACACCAGCACUAGCACCACCUCGCGCAUUGCUCUCUCGGCCUAUCGCACAGUCCCCACGCUUGCCUACCUUGCGUCACGGUACAUCAAUCUCGCCUGGCUCAUUCUUGUCGUCGUCGAGACGGAUGCUCGGCCCGAAGACGAUGCGGGCAAUGCGUGCAACCGACGCACGACUGCUUCGCUCCUCGUCUUUGCUCUCGCCCUCUGCUCCACCACGCUCGUCGUCAUCUUCAGCCUGGGGUGCGGUCUUGAACGCAGCAAGUUCCGGCACCGCGUCGUUGCCGGCCUUUGCCUUGCCUGGCUCCUCGUCCUCAUUUUCUCCCUCACCUUGCCAUGGAUGGUGGGUCCCACAACUGGAAGCAUCGGACAGUAUUGCGCCUGGUUCGGGGGGAGUGGCCUCUAUGCCAUUGGCCUCGUGGCGUCCCUCGUCAUCCUCGACGUCCUCGUCCUCGUUGUUCUCUUCUUCCUUGGAUCCAAGAGAAACAGAAAUAUCGUGGCUGCCACCGUUGCGGUGCAGCUCGGCUGCCUCGUGGCCGCAUGCAUAGUCUGUGCCACAACCGAAGAGGCCGUCUACAGGAUGUUGCCAGUCGCCGUCAUGCAGGCCACGACGACGAGCAUGGCAGGCAGGGCGUACCGGCGCAUUCAUCGUCGACCGAGCCUCUCGUCCGUCGCGCGUGCCAGCAUAGAUGCGGCGGGACAAGCCGAGGACGAGGAAGGGAAGCCUGCAACUGUUCUUGGAAGUGCACGUCCGCAUGGAUCAAGACCAAUGCCUCACCGAGACAGCUCAUCAGAGAAGACAGAUGAGAAGGAGAAGGAGACGGAGUCUUGUGACGACGUGAACGAUGCCAUACCCGAUGGCCAGCUGAACAGCAGCGCAGAUGCAAAUGUGGAAGAGGAGAGGGAGGAUCUCGUCAAGCCAUCGCGCUACUCGCGCCUCUGGAUCGACUCGAGGGCCGCAGCUGCCGCCGAGCGCUCAGGCAUCCGGUCCGCCCACGCCAGCACGUUUGCAUACAACAUUGCAUCGACAUCGAGCCUGGACGCCUCAUCGACCAGGUCGGCUUUCAAAUUUGUCGAGAGCCUGCCCCCGACAACGGCUGCAACGAUGAGCAGUAGCAGCAGUGGCAGCGUUAGCAACCCCAACAGCCGGCCACCGACAUUAGCGAGCAAGCGCAGCAUCUUGAGCCACGCAGAGGAAAGGCUGAUCAGCGCCGGCCUCGUCUUGCCAUCACCCUCCUCGACGGCAGCAAGGACACCGCUGCGGCUGUACGACGACCGCGGCUCACCCCGCUCCGUUGACACACCCGCCUCGUACCGUGGCUCUGCCAGGUCGCGCUCCUACCUCGCCUCACCCGCCCUGUAUGACAGCAGCCCGGAUCCGCGAAGCCAGAGCCACGCUGCGCUCGACGUCAAAGACGUCAUGAAGCGCGCCAACUUUUCGGCACUGAGAGCCGCGGCGUCGAAGCUGCCUCCUACCCCUCUUUCCCUGCCGUCUUCUGCAGGUGCCGCUCCACUCGCCUACAGCGGGCACGGCGACAGGCGAGCGAUGGAGGUCGAAGCGGCUCCCCGCCCGAGCGUGAGUCUUCCUGGAUCGCCACGGAGGGACAACGCCACGCCGUACAGCCGUCCGCGCUCGUCGCCAAGCAAGACCCACUCGGUGGUGCCGGCCCUGGGCUCGGAUGGGCAAGGAGCGGGAGCGGGAGCGGGCGACGAGGCAGAGGACGCUCUCUUUGCGUUCCGGCAGACGGUCGAAGAGGACUGCGUCCUGAGGUCGAAGACCUCGUGGGGGACCAUGCACACGGCCCACGAUGGACGCCUGGGCAGCAGCUCAGAGAGGCCCCGUACGGCCAGAGGAAGCAGCCGCAAGGGUACCGCAGACGAGCGGCCGGGGACGAGCAACGGAGCCGGCGGGAGUGGGCCAGGAACGUUUGGCGCGUUGCGCAGGGACCCUGGCAUUGACAAUGAUGUUGAAGUAGAGGACAUAGAAGUCGCGACUGGAUUGUCGCCGGUACGCAGAAAGUCGGCGGGGAACCUCAUUGAACGGAAGAAGUUGGACGAGCCGAGGACGGCGAGGUCCAGAAGCUCCUCUGUCCUCAACAGACACUUCAAGCAGCCGCAACAACAUGAACAGCAGCAGCAAUAACGGAUACGACAAAGCGGGCAGUAAGGCACAUCAAACCAUUUCAAUCCGAGCCCAAGCAUGCUCCCGUCUUCGACUGGGUCGAAGCAGCGAGCUCGAUGAAGACAUUCAUACCCUCAAACCCCGCACAUUGGACUUGGCCUGGUCCUCCUCAGACACUCGUUUUCCUUGGCGCACUGAAGCACACAUUCACUCACCCAUUUCUCGGGCAUUGCAAUAUCUUAUCUGUACCAUUUCUCUCUUUCUUCUCUAUAAGUAUGAGAGCUGGCCCCCUCGCUAGAGCGGUUGCCGAACGGCGAGAGAGCGACGUGCUAUUCGUCGUUUGAGAAGAGGAGCGAGAGACCUAGCCCGGCCAAGAGGAGGUACUUGAGCUUGGGAUAGUCGUUGAGCACGAUGGUCACAUAGCCCACGUAUGGCAUGUACCUUUGUCCCGCACUCUCUUUGUCAGUCCAGUGAGGCCAAGAAU